This is a messenger RNA of Caenorhabditis remanei, 3282 nucleotides long. RefSeq lists its product as uncharacterized. The record is from RefSeq and is a predicted model, not a curated record. Gene Ontology annotation, biological process: mitotic spindle organization; microtubule-based movement. Gene Ontology annotation, molecular function: microtubule binding; microtubule motor activity; ATP binding. Lineage: Eukaryota; Metazoa; Nematoda; Chromadorea; Rhabditida; Rhabditidae. The coding region runs from base 1 to 3282 and encodes 1093 amino acids. The transcript is spliced from 11 exons.
AUGAGCGCAUCUGAAACAUCGCUUAGGGUUGUGGUCCGUGCUCGGCCCAUGAACGCGCGAGAAAACAAAGAAGGAGCUCGUCGAUGUGUGGAUUUUUUCGAAAAUACAGGACAGCUAGUGAUCAAUGAAUCAGCGACAUUUGCCUAUGAUUCUGUAUUCUCAGACACUGUUGAUCAAGAGACCGUUUACGAAAAAACUGCUCUUCCCCUUCUCGAUCGCAUAUUUGCAGGUUUCAAUGCAACUAUUCUCGCUUAUGGACAAACUGGGAGUGGUAAAACGUACACAAUGGGAACGGAGGACAACGAUGGAACCGAUGAAAUGCGCCGUGGAAUCAUCCCUCGUCUCGUACAUGCGCUAUUCCAACGCAUCAUGGCUACGGAAGCUCCAGAGGCAUUCACUGUUACCGUUUCCAUGUUCGAGGUUUAUGGUGACAAUGUCUACGAUCUUCUCCGAGCUGACAAAGUGAAGUUAAAUGUUCAUGGAGAUGAGAAGAACUGCACAAUCGUCAAUUUGACUGCUGUUCCGGUGAUCGACUUGAAGGGUGCACUGAAACAAUUGGCAACUGGAUGUCAUUAUCGUACGAAAGCAGAGACAGCAAUGAAUGCAAUGUCGAGUAGAUCUCAUGCUGUGUUCACCGUUUUUGUUGAAAAAACUGCCACGCCUGAUAGUGACAGUGCUUUUUCGGCUAAACUGCAGCUCGUCGAUCUGGCUGGGUCAGAACGCCUUAAAAAAACGGAAGCGGAAGGAAAUCGAAUGAGAGAAGGAAUCAACAUCAAUGCGGGUCUUCUCAUUCUUUCACAAGUCAUCGCUGCUCUUGCUACGAAGCAAAAACACAUUCCAUACCGAAAUUCAGUGAUUACGCGUGUACUCCAAGAUUCACUUGGAGGUAAUUCUUACACCGUCUUUCUUGCAUGUAUCUCUCCGGCUGAUACCAACUCUCAAGAAACUUUGAACACUCUACGCUAUGCGGACAGAGCCAAGCAAAUCAAGAACAAACCAAUUGUCAACAAAAAUCCGAAAGCUGAAGAGAUUGCAGUUCUUCAUGCCCAAAUCAAACGUCUCCAGCAAGAGGUGUCAGAUUUGAAACAAGGAAUAGCUCCUUCGGACGUCAAGUAUAGUGAUGUGGCGAACUCAGAGGAGAUUGUGUUGUUGAAAGAUGAAAUUUCACGAAAAACGGAAGAGUUACGAGAACGAACGAUCAAGCAAUCAGAGUGCAUCAUUCGAAUCAAUCAUCUCGCUCAGAAAAACGCCCGUCUCGAAGCUGAAAAAAUGAAAUUGUCGACAGUGAUAACAGAUGUCCGGAACACUCUCCAUAAUGAAGAAAUGAUAGAUUCGGAUGAACUAGUACGCUCUGUACAACAAUUAAUUGAUUCCGAAGAACUGACGGCUCUCCCAGAAGAAGAUCAAGACGAGACGGCAACAUGUCUUCCAUCUUCAGAUGACACGGUCUAUGAUGCCGAACGACUUCCGGAAUUACAAGCUGAAUUGGACGAUUUGGAGAAUCAAAUCGCGUUGAAAGAUGAGAAUAGACAAAAGGCUUUGGACGAACAAAGAGAGUUCAUUGAAGCUAUGAAGCAAAGAGAGUCGGAAAAAACUCAAUUGGUUGUCCGUGUCGGGGAGCUCGAAACCGAAAUCAACAAACUUCGCCAAGAGACCAAGAAAGCAAGUACUGUAACGAAAAUAGCAGAAGAGCGACGUCAAAGACUGAAGGAACUGGAACGACAACACGCCGAGGACAAGAAAACGUUGUCAGAACUCAAAAAGCUGCAAGAAACGCGUCGUCGUAUGGAAGAAACGUUGAAAAAGACAGAGGAGGAACUGAAGAACUUGAGAACUCAACGACUUCGUCUUCUCCGUGAACAACGCGCUGAAGCUAGCAAAUUCCAGGCAUUUAAACAGAAGCAUGAGAGAGAAAUGGCCCAAAUGAAGUCAAAGCUUCAAAAGAGAGAAAUGGAUGUGGUUAGACAGAAACGAGUCGAUGAUCAGAAGCUGGCUGUUCUUCAGCAGAGACUCGCUGAGUCGAACCGUAUAAACAAAACACUCCGGGAACUCAAUUUGAAACGUGCCAAUCGCAAAGGAUCCACGACUGAUGCUACUGCUAUUCAGAGUCUCAUCGAGGACGAACUGGAACUCGAAAUUACUUCCCAACGCUGUCAUCUUCUUUGUGAAGAGCUUCGCCGUCAACGACAGGAUGUUAUGCAGCGGAUUAACGAGAUCGAAUCAAGGAAGUUUGAAGGCGCAAAGAAGAGGCGUAUGUCAAGCGUAGAUCCAGACGUUUCGAUAGUCCUUCCUGGAGAAGAAGAAUUUGAGGAGAACCGUCAGAAAGAAUUGACCUCUCUUCGUGCUUCACUCGAUACUAUUAAUGAAGAAAUCAAGGAUUCAUUAAGGAAUGAAACAAUUUCUGGAAAUGAAGAGAGAUCCACAUCGAGAUGGGAGAAGGUUCCAGUCGAGAUGCGGCCAAUUCUAGAAGUGAUAUAUUCGCAUGCUGUGGCUCAUAUGCGAAAAGCAUUAGAGCUCGAAUUCAAACUAACUAAAACAAAGAAUGAAUAUUCUGCUAAAUUAGCCAUCAAAGCAUCACAAGAAGAGAAAAGAAAACGGGAAGGUGAAGAAAUGAAAAGUGAGAUCCGAGAUCUGAAGAGUAAUGUCGAGGAUGCAAAAGCCGAUCUGCAUGAACGAAUCAAAUUCCUCUUGGGUCUUGUCAUGUCAGGACAAGUAGAUGAAGAGCUUAUGCAACAUUUCGAGUCGCUCAAAAAUCACUAUUGUGAUGUGGAUCAAAAAGUAAAGAAAUUGGCAAGACGCCGUACAACCCACCAUCAAGGAUCUCUUCUGACUCCAAAGCCAGAACUGAAGAGAAACGAACGUGCUCGUCGUGCAGUGGAUCACUACGGAAAAGUUGUUAAUUCAGAAGAUGUCACGAUGGACGAUUCCAGACAUUUCCAUACGAAAAAGAUUCCAACGGUUGUCGCUAAUGAGCUGAAUCGGACAACCGAUGAGAAUGUUAGAAGAAAAGUGGCAAUGUCUCCUAUCAAAUUCGAUGACGAUACACGUCUCCCGGGAGUUUAUGAAGACAUGGAAAAUGUGGAGGAAGGAAGUUCCAACAACGAAACAUUCGUUAAAAAGUCAGAAAAUGAUUCAAUCAUAUUAAUCGAUGAUGGAACACCGUCAACAUCAUCGGAUAAAACAUUUGUAAUCAGUACUGCGGCGGAUGACGGCGCUUCAGAAGAUAUCCCUCCGAUUCGGCGCAAACAUCGUCGCACCGGACUUGGACCAUCCCUUUCCUAG